Messenger RNA from Impatiens glandulifera, 1309 nucleotides. RefSeq lists its product as uncharacterized. Lineage: Eukaryota; Viridiplantae; Streptophyta; Magnoliopsida; Ericales; Balsaminaceae. The transcript is spliced from 2 exons. The record is from RefSeq and is a predicted model, not a curated record. Bases 243 to 1040 code for a protein of 265 amino acids.
UUCCCCAUAUUACACGACUUGUCGAUUAGUAAGUUCCCCCACACUUCUUCUGUAUCUCUCUUUCCCUUCGCCAGACCGCACCGCUGGUGGUUUGGUUCGCUUAGCAUCAUUUUCCGACACCGCCCCACCAGCAAAACAGCUUCCUGUUUCAGCUUUUGGGCGUAAAAAGGGUUUAUAGGUAACAGACAAAAACACUGUGAGUGCAUUUCUGAGAUACGGGCAGUAAAAUUUGUUGAGAAGAUAUGGAGAAAGGAGUAGACGCCAUCAUUGAAUCCAGUGCUGUGAAAGAUUCCUUUCAGAAACCACCCGUUGAUAAAUUAAUAGAGGCUCCGAAAUCUUCUUUAGUACUAAUCCCUGAAACUCCGAUUAAGGACAGUGAGGCUGAGGAAAUGGGGAAAUCGAAGCUAGAUCUGAAAUUGAUUUCUUCACAGGUUGCAGUAUGCGAUGAUGGCAGCAACUCUCAUACUCCAAAAGAGGCUGUAUUUGACCCUUUCGUAAAGGGUUCAGAGCAUCUUGAAGAAGAUUCACAUGGACUGAUCUCCCGUAGGCUUGAUUUUGAGUUGUUGGGUGGAAGUGGUAAAUGUGAUGAUGAUGCUGAUCCAGAAAAAGAGUCUUGGACGUCUGUAUUGGACUGUGAUGGUGAUGGUGAUGAUGAGGAGGAUGAAGAUGAUGAGAAUUUGUUGUCUGAGAAUCUCUUAGAUGACAUAGUUGUUAGUGUGCAAGCUGAUGACAUAGUUGUUAGUGUGCAAGCUGAUGACAUAGUUAGUGCUGCUGCUGCUGCUGAAGAUGAUGAGAAUUUGUUGUCUGAGAAUCUCUUAGAUGACAUAGUUAGUGUUGCCGCUGCUGAAGAUGAUGAUUAUGAUGAGGAUUUUGAUUAUGAGCUUCUUUAUGCUGAUGGAUUUAGGAGUCCUACUAUUACUAUUUCUGUUGCUGAGACAUGCCCUGCAGCUCCAAGGAAGCCUGCAAAGACGAAGAAGACAAGGAGAAGGACAUACAAGAUUAAUGAAUUUAACUUAUGCUGCAGGAAGCUCCAGUUCUAAACCAUUCAUUGCUAAUUCUUUUUGUUUCUUAAGUAACUCUGAUUUUGAUAUCGCCAGCCAUGAUAAAUGAGAAAAAACACUUGCACCAGCUGCUACCUACUUCUUUGAUGUAAUAUUUAUUAUCUAUCUAAUCUUGCCUUCUUUUUCUUCUUCCUUCCACCAUUUUGAAUUUACUGAACUCAUGUUUGUUUAUGGACUGAUUGUUAGUUAGAACCCAAGAACAUUGGGUAUUCAUAAUAAUGUCAAAGUGAGUUGUGUGUUGAUUGAUU